This is a messenger RNA of Durusdinium trenchii, 2370 nucleotides long. NCBI's taxonomy places the organism in Eukaryota, Dinophyceae, Suessiales, Symbiodiniaceae. The record is from the annotation of a GenBank genome assembly.
GUUGAUAAGAACUGCAUCCCUUCUUGAGCGCUGAUGGCAGAGUAAACUCCACUGGGCAGCCCCAUGGGUGGGUAUGAGGCGGUAUGAGGAAGUGGAUGUCGUGAAGGCAGCUGAGGUGUAUUUCAAGAAGUUUGACAUCCGCUCUUUGCUGACGGAGAUCCUCAUAAAGCUUGGGCGUGAGCAGCCGCAGGAUCCCGUAAAUGCUAUCCGAGCUCAAUUGGAUGCAAAACUUGCCAAACAGGAUCGAACAGGGCCACAUGACAUUGAACAUUUGCCCAGCUGUUCGUCACCUGUGGUGCCGGAUGCAGAUGAAGAACAUGAUGCUGAUGACACCUUACUUCAGGUUGGGCUCAUAUGUUUCUUGCGCUUAAACUUGUCCAAACAGCUGCCAUUCUAAUUUGUUUUGUUUUUUCUUUUAGCGAGGGGGCACCUUUGUCUCCUCCACGGACCGUAUUUGCGCAUGGGCCAGCCGGCACAGUGUUCCAGUGUAUGUCAAGACUCCGAGAUUGGGGUGCAGCUGUGCUCUCGCUGUGGUGUUCUUGCGUGCUCUGGAGCCAAAAGGCAAUUCUUUGUAGCAGGAUCAGGCUCCAUGUGUUGGUGUUGGAGCUAUUGGGUCCGGGUAUAUAGAUUUUGCUGACAGUGCUGACUUUGUGGCAGGCGUAGAACUUGUGAGAUCCUGACUAGCUGCGCUGCCGACUAGCUCAGAUUACAAUUACAAUUUGUGGCCUGUGAGGACACCAUUGAGUUAGUCUCGCACCUGGCACAAUCCCGCCGCCACCACGCGACCACCGUGCCACCAUGUACCGCGACUAAGCACGACUGCCAGCACCAGCGGCACCAGUACCGAUUUCGUUCCAAUGUCUAAGUAGACCUGCUGCAACUUCUUAUUUAUGAGAACUUUCCCGCCAAGGGGAAUGCUGGCGAAAAUCUUUCCAGACGCAUGGCGUGGGCUGGAGGCUUCAAUCGAAGCGUGAUGGAGAAUUGGGUGCCUCAACCCUCUCCGUGUUGCGCAUGCGCUUCUGUUGCUGGAGCUUUCAAUGCAUUGUGGCAGCUUGAGAGGGCUUCACCAAACUCUUGUGCAAUUAGGGAGGUGGCAGACUUAAUGGCAGCAAAUUGUGAACAGUUGCAGCUGCAGAAGCAGCAGCGCCUAGAGAGGCUCCUCAGCCUUCCAGAGGGCGCCUUUGAAGAAUUCUAUGAUUCCUUGGAUGAAGAACUGCAAAGGAAAGGGCUGAGCUGGACAGGCAGAGGCGCCAAGGGCGUGACGAAGGCCACAGCCAUCUCAACUGCGAGACAGGUAGCGAACCAGUUUGGCCAAUCUCCCAGCUGUUUUGAUGAUGGAUUUUGUCAAAAAGCCAGUGCAGUGAUGGCAGUGAGCGAGCCAGGAUGCAAAGACCAAAGUCAUGAAGCCUUGUCACCAGAGACCCUACCACCAGCUGCUCGUCAGGCCUUGCCGUCAGGCAGAUCAGACAUUUUUGAGGCAUUGCGCGAAGUGCUUGGUGAAGACAAUGCGCAGGCACCUGGCGAAGCUGAAGAGAACGAGGAGCAAGAAGAAAUACACCUUUUGCCUCAUGAAGGUUUGAACUGGAAGAAAGAGCUGUCAGAGUUGCUUUCAAAGCGACAAGGCGUUCUCAGGCUGCGGGCGGAGCGGCCAAAUACUGCAGAUGUUGGAAGCUUUGGCGUGCGGCAAGCGGCAGAACAAUUGGCCAUUGCGCGAAAGACGGAGCCGAUCAAAGUUACCACUCUGCUGGCCCGAAAGGGCAGUGUGAAGUCCAUCGGAGCUCCGUUGACCAAAUCUGACACAGAGGCAGAGGUGCACAAGCAGUGGUGUCUUUUGAAGACGGCAUUCAGUACACCAAGCUGCGUUCUCCUUUUCCAUUUGACCAACCAUUAUGCGCUGGUGUUCGCAUGGCGGGAGUGGCAGGAUGCCCAGGACACUGAGCAUGCCCCUUGCCUCCGCCGGCAGAUCUUGACGGCGCGGCGUGGGCAACGGCCUGGCGCAUGGAUGGACUUCGAGGAGGUUAGGAGGAUCUUGCUGGGUUGGACAGGGUAUCAUUUGCUGUCGCUACGGCGAGUUAGAAGCUCCGAGCCAGCCCGUGAAGUGGCGGGAAGUUUAUGUCAGGACCCGCCUUCCGCGCAAUAGUGUAGUGGCAAGAUUUUGCCAUUCGGGCUUGAAUCGCACCCGCAGAGGUCCUGGUGCACUUUGAUCACCGAAUUCAUGGACCAUGGAUUCUAAAAAAUGCGGCGGAUGCUGCCGUCUGACAUGAGAAAUGCCAUUGCCGGUAGUCUUGCAUGUAACUGCCGUUCCUAGCUCCUAUUUGAAGCGCUCAUGCCAGGGCGGAACAGCAGGAGUUGAAGGACAGUGUAGCGAAG